This is a messenger RNA of Gongylonema pulchrum, 579 nucleotides long. NCBI's taxonomy places the organism in Eukaryota, Metazoa, Nematoda, Chromadorea, Rhabditida, Gongylonematidae. The record is from the annotation of a GenBank genome assembly.
AUGUUCGGUAUUUUAGCAGUGACACGAAAUGGAAUAUUAAUUUCAUUUGCAGGAUCUGCAUUUCAUCAUAAUACCUCGUCGCCAUAUCUGGCUGUGCAUCAGGAAAUUAUAUUCAAAGGUCGCCCGUCAAAUAAUAUGUUUUAUCUGCGCACGCAAAUUGUGGAUAACGCGUGGGGAGGCAUCUUAGUUGGAAAUUUCUGUAUCCCAAUUUGGAGAAAUAUUCAACCAAAGGUACUGAUCAGUUGGUCAGAGUUAGUUGGGAAUCGUUAUCACGCGUCCAUUGAGGUCUUCUCAUGCCAGAGUGAUGGAAUGGCCAUAACUGUCAUCGAUAUAACCGGAAAUCGAGUUGAGGGUGGUCUUGGAAUCGGUUUUCGAAUGGAGCCUGCUGUAAAUACAAUAGCAACGAUAACAAGCAAUCAGUUCAUCGCCAACAAUGAAACUGCUCUGCUUAUUCGUAAUGUCCGACACCCACAGCUGUUUCGUUUGCCUGCCCAGGUUUGUCUCUGUAGUGCGAAAAUUUGUAGAAUGCAAGCUUAUUUUCAUCGUUUGCACUUCUCACUAUUCAAGAAGUGGAAAUAG